CAUGUUUUCCUGGUGCUCUUGCUCCACUGUGGUGGAGUGAGUGACAGGAGAGAGAGAGAGAGGGUGAUGCUCCUUGACCAUUUUCUCUGUAGCAUAUUCACUAUAAUCCAUAUCUCAAGAUAUUAGAAUGUGCAUUCAGAAAUUCAUGUUCUUUGAUAUGAAAUAUGCACUGUUCUUUUCACUUCUUCUGGUCUCUCUCAGUGUUUCUGAAGCUUAUGCUGCUCCAGUAGAGUACAUAGUUAGGCCCCUGUAUUCUCUGUUCAGAUGGAUGAGGGCCUCUCCCAAAGCUUCCCAAAAUGAUGGGAACUUUCUUCAGUUUGAAAAUGGGUAUGUGGUGGAGACUGUUGUUGAAGGGAACAAGCUCGGCAUUGUCCCUUAUGUUAUCCGCAUAUCGCCAGAGGGGGAGCUCAUUGCCUCUGACACCAUUAACAGCAAUAUUGUCCGAAUGACUCCACCACUCUCCCCAUAUAGCAGGGCGAGGUUAGUCGCUGGGUCAUUUCAAGGUCACUUGGGGCAUGUGGAUGGGAAACCAAGUGAUGCCCGUUUCAAUCAUCCAAAGGGGGUUGCUGUGGAUGAUAGGGGAAAUGUAUACGUUGCAGACACCUUGAACAUGGCUAUAAGAAAGAUUGGUGAAGCAGGUGUAACAACCAUAGCUGGAGGUAAAUCUAAUGCUGCCGGUUACAGUGACGGGCCUAGUGAAGAUGCAAAAUUUUCUAGUGACUUUGAUGUUGUAUAUGUUGGAAGCACUUGUUCACUGUUAGUCAUUGACCGAGGCAAUGCUGCUCUCCGUGAAAUAGCACUUCGUCCUGAGGAUUGUUCUAGCCAAUAUUCCUCAGUCUCUUCUUCAGAUAUCAUUAUAGUUGCUGGUGCACUGUUGGUGGGCUAUGUCUCGUGCUUUCUUCACCAAGGAUUUAGUUCUUCAAAUGUCUCCAAGCAGAGAAGUCACUAUGAAGAUGAAUGGCAAGAGGUAUCAAAAGAAGAGAAAACCAAGUACCCUAAAGACUUAAACAACUUUCCAGUUAGCACGCAACCAUCCUUUUUCGGGUAUGUCUCCAAUUUGCUGGGAUUCCUAACCGAAAAGGUCAAAAACAUCUACCACUCCAUACCCUUUCUAAGGCCUAAGGAGACCUUCCUAAGUCCACUGGACAACCUCGUGAUGCCUGAGGAUGAUAUAAAAGAAGCAGCAUCGCUUCAAAAACAAAGAAGCUCAUGGCCCAUGACUGAAAGCAUUCAAUCCUCUGAUGCAAACAACAGUUACACCUCAAAAUACAAGGCUUCUUCUCAAAAGAAGAAAUCAAGUGGGUUAAAGGAUCCUAAUCUCCCAUGUAAACACAAGUCAAGAAGACAAGAUGCAGCCAAUGUAUCAGGGUCAGCGGAGGCUUCUCGAUAUGUUCAGCACAGUUCCAAGAGCCAAAGGCAUCAUAGAAGCAGGGAGGCUACAUUUGGAGCUUCAGAGAGAGAACCAAAGCCCAUGGAAAUAAAAUCAGUGGAUUAUGGAGAUCCGAAGUUUGAUCAUUACAACAUCAGAAGUAAGUUUACCGUGGAUAAUGUCUUCCAGUACUGACAAUAUAACAUGCCUUAUGACUGUGAGGGCUGCUUUUUGAGAGAGAGAGAGAACAGCUAGCUCGAAGUUCCAUACUGUUCUGAGAAGAAUUUUACAGUCGAAUCCAGAAAUUUUAGCAUUUGGAGGUGUUGCGUGUGUAUGUAUACAUGCUGAGUGAGGUUGGACGCUAAAGGUUAAAAACUUACUAGAGUGAUUCAGCUUAAAACCGAGUUAUCUUCUGAUCAUAUUGUGGCAUUUAUACAUUUAUUUCCUAUUACAAACAUGAUGAAUAUGCAGUGUUUUAUGGGGCCUUGAUGCUUGUGUGAAAGCUCUUGGAGAUGAAUCGAUUAUGGUUAUUGAUUA
This is a messenger RNA of Amborella trichopoda, 1906 nucleotides long. RefSeq names its product NHL domain-containing protein. Gene Ontology annotation, molecular function: protein binding. The record is from RefSeq and is a predicted model, not a curated record. Lineage: Eukaryota; Viridiplantae; Streptophyta; Magnoliopsida; Amborellales; Amborellaceae.